GGCGCAUGCGCAGUGGAGUAGCAGCGCUACGCUGAGGUGGACUUGUCAGUCACUUGAAAAAAGCUGCUCACUUCGCCUCCCCGACCUCCAGAACCAGAACACAUCAUGAUGAUCCGGAUAGUUGCUUUCCUCGCGCUCCUGGUGGCCGCCUGCUCCGGGGAGAGCUGCACCGACCCGGUGAUCACUCCCUCGGCCUACACCACCUCGGACGCCGUCAUCUCCUCCGAGUCCGUGUUCAUUGUGGAGCUCAGCCUGGCGUGUGGGAACGGAGCGCAGAGCGUCACUCUCUACGCUGACGUCAAUGGAAGACAGUUCCCGGUGACCCGGGGUCAGGACGUCGGAAAGUACCAGGUUUCCUGGAGUCUCCCUCACAAGCAGGCCAGCUCCGGAACGUACCAGGUCAAGUUCUUUGACGAGGAGUCGUACAGUGCGCUGCGCAAGGCCCAGAGGAACAACGAAGACGUGAACGCCAUCCAGCCUCUCUUCUCUGUCAACAUCGACCACAGGGGUGCGUGGAGUGGACCCUGGGUCUCCACCGAGGUCGUCGCUGCUCUGAUGGGCAUCCUGGUCUACUACCUGGCCUUCACAGCCAAAAGCACCAUCCAAGCAUGAGCAGUGGCUUCCUCACACCGGCCUGCUCAAAGACUGAACUCCUGUGGAGCUCCAGUGGGUCGGCCCGGCCCGGCCGCUUUUUUUUUUUUUACUGUUGGUGCCCGACUUACUCAUGACUCGAUGAGUGAGUGAGUGUUUGUGCCGACGUCAGCAGUCUCACCUGUCUCAUUCAUUGUCUUCAAAAGUCAUUAAAAGAACCGUGAAUCUACUGCCUGGAAGCGGUAAACGGCAGAGCAAAGGUUUGUUUCCCAAAAAACAGUUUGCUGGACGUGGCAGCAGAGGAAACUGCCGACUUACGAUUUACGUGAAUUAAAGGUUUGUUUCCUCUG
This is a messenger RNA of Synchiropus splendidus (mandarinfish), 941 nucleotides long. RefSeq names its product signal sequence receptor, delta (gene ssr4). Gene Ontology annotation, cellular component: membrane; endomembrane system; endoplasmic reticulum. The record is from RefSeq and is a predicted model, not a curated record. The transcript has 5 exons. Bases 106 to 612 code for a protein of 168 amino acids. Lineage: Eukaryota; Metazoa; Chordata; Actinopteri; Syngnathiformes; Callionymidae.